CUGGUACUGCUUCAACCGGGAGAACUGUGACACUCGCUUCGACACCAUGCGGCGGCUCAUGAGCUCCAAGCAGUGGCCGGUCACCAGAGUCGGAACUGGGAUCCUGUCAUCGCAGCCAGAAGAAAAUCCCCACUGGUGGAAUGCCAACAUGGUAUUCAUCCCUUAUUGCUCAAGUGAUGUUUGGAGCGGUGCCUCCUCCAAGUCUGAGAAAAGUGAAUAUGCCUUCAUGGGAGCACUGAUCAUUCAGGAGGUCAUAAAAGAGCUGGUGGGAAAAGGUCUCAGCACUGCAAAAGUGUUGCUGCUAGCAGGAAGCAGCGCUGGAGGGACAGGAGUGCUCCUGAACGUGGAUCGAGUGGCAGAGCAGCUGGAGGAAAUGGGUUAUCACGGGAUUCAGGUUCGAGGCUUGGCAGACUCUGGCUGGUUCCUGGAUAAUAAACAGUAUCGCAGAACCGACUGUAUAGAUACCAUAACCUGUGCUCCGACAGAAGCCAUCAAGAGAGGAAUAAGAUACUGGAAUGGCAUUGUUCCUGAGCGCUGCAAACUGCAGUUUAAGGAGGGAGAGGAAUGGAAUUGCUUUUUUGGAUACAAGAUUUACCCCACUCUUCGGUGUCCAGUCUUUAUUGUCCAGUGGCUCUUUGACGAGGCCCAACUUACUGUAGACAACGUGCACCUAACUGGCCAGCCUGUUCAGGAGGGGCAGUGGCUCUACAUCCAGAACUUGGGCAGGGAGCUGAGAAACACCUUGAAGGACGUAACUGCUAGCUUUGCUCCUGCCUGCCUGUCUCACGAGAUCAUAACACGCAAUCACUGGACAGACAUCCAGGUGAAGGGGACUUCAUUACCCCGUGCCCUGCACUGUUGGGAUCGGAGCCUACAUGAAAGCAACAAAAAUGGGAAAACCCCUCUAAAAGGUUGCCCGAUUCAUCUGAUCGACAGUUGCCCAUGGCCCCACUGCAACCCUUCGUGCCCAACCAUCAGGGACCAGUUCACAGGGCAGGAGAUGAACGUGAUCCAGUUCCUCAUGCACAUGGGUUUCGAUGUCCAGAAGAUGGCACAGCAGCAGGGCCUGGAGCCCAGUAAGCUUCUGGGAAUGCUCAGCAGUGGUAACUAGGAGGGGAUCUCCUGAGGGGCAAAGAUGAGAUGGGGC
This is a messenger RNA of Tinamus guttatus (white-throated tinamou), 1147 nucleotides long. The record is from RefSeq and is a predicted model, not a curated record. Lineage: Eukaryota; Metazoa; Chordata; Aves; Tinamiformes; Tinamidae.